GCAUCGGAAGACACCCGUCUGUGCAGCAGCACCAUGUCAAAGCUCGUUUAACACCGGCGGAGACGUCGCCCCCUCGCGGGAGGCUGAUCAAACUUAACCCUCGCAUGUCCGAGCGCUGGUCGUGAGGGGAGCCCAGCCCCCGGGGGCGGGUGGGAUACAAGACGCGAUAGCGGCUCCCAGGGGAGCGAAGACACGGCCGCGAGACGUAACUGCUCACGACAUCCGGGUGCUAAUGGGUUAACAAGAGAACUCCGGCGGGUGCCGAGAGCCAGUUUGCCGGCUGUGCCCAAGCCAGUCUUAUCGUUGAAGGGGGGUAGGUUGGGGUGGAGAAGGGGACCCGACAAAGAAGCGCGCAGAGUUACCUCCCUGUUCUUCACCACGAUCUUCCUCCACUCGGCUUGUCCUUGUACUUUGGUGGAUACUCGACUCGCUUUUGGCCAAGAGGAAGAGUAAGGGGGGAAGGGAGCGUGAUUGACGGAAUACAACGCUUCUUCCAGCCAGCUUGACUCUUUGCUCUCUCUCUCUUCCUGUGAGUCUCGCACGCGCGGGCGCAGGCGCGCUGUCUCUCUCUCUCACUCGCUUUCUGCGUGGUUCCAGCCCAGCGCUACCCCCGAGACAGGUGUCUUCGCCGCUGGUGUCUGCUUUCCGUGGCCAGGAGUUAGCGGUGUCCUCUGCGCGACCAAAGACUUCGCUUCGCUCCGUCAAAGUGCCGCUGAAGACUUCCGUUUGCUCUGGCAAAGGACCGCCGAAGACUUUGAUUCCUUUUGUCAAAAGUGCCUCCAAGGACUUGGCUUCCCUUCUGUCCAACUCCCGCAUCACACUUCGUUUCUCUUCUGCAAAGUGGCACCAAGACUUGCAGAUUGCUGGAGCAGUCGACACACUGCAAACUCAUCUCCAUCCUGGUCUUUGCUGUGAAGUGAUGAGCGCACUAAGCCCCGCGUGAGGCCAGCAGGCCGUGAAAGCCCCCCUGACACCUCGUCACUCAGCCUCCUGGUGUAUGACAGGCGGGGCCGACGUGGGGGCGACGGCUGUGGGGUUGUUGCGCACGACCCCAGUGCUUGUGGGGGCAGGAGAGGAGGAGUUUCAUAGAGUGUCAUCCCUUGGACCAGGGCGGCGCCAUGGACCUCUGCUUGGAGCUGCUUCAUCUGCAGAUGCUGCUCCUCUCAGUCUACACAGUGUCAACGACCGUUGAGCCGACUUUUGACAUGCCAAGUGUCAACGUCACAGUGACAGAAAUGGAGACUGCCAUCCUACCAUGCUCUGUCAAGUUCUUAGGAAAUCACCAGAUCGUCUGGACUGACCACUCGUCAACCCUCCUCACAUUCGAGGACCGGCGCAUCAUCGACGAUGAGCGUCUGUCGGUGGAGCGGCCCUUCACCAAGGACUGGAACCUGCACAUCCGCCGCGUGCAGUACAAGGACCAGGGUGUGUACAGCUGUCAGAUCAACACCGUGCCGGUCAAGAUCAAAACCGUCAACUUGCGGGUGGAAGUUCCUGCUAAAAUCAUCGACUACUUGUCUUCCGAAGACAUAACCGUCCGCGAAAACGAAAAAGUAACGCUGGUCUGCAACGUCACUGGCGUCCCGCCCGCCGAAGUCACGUGGUACCGUCACCUGACGGACCGGAAAGGGAAGCAGAAACAGAGUGAGUUCUGCCCAGGCACAAAUCAGGUCGGAGUGAAUGGCGAGGUGCUGAUCAUCCACAACAUCACCCGCUACUGUGGCGACAGCUAUGAGUGUGUUGCUUACAACGGGUCCAUCGCUGUCAACCGCAUCAUCAAAGUGUCGGUGGAGUUUGCCCCAGAAAUCUACUUGCCCAACAAGCGGAUUGGUCAAGACUUGGGCAAAGAGACCAUCUUGGAAUGUACAGUAACGGCCUUUCCUCACGCUGUCAGUAUCUGGAUGAGACGAGCGGGUGAGCACCCAGUCGCAAAGUACCGCACGGAGGCCUACGAGGAGGACCACAACAUCAUCACCCUCAGUCUGCGGAUCUUCUCCAUCGAGAAGCAGGACUACGGCGAAUACACCUGCGUGGCGUCCAACAAGCUUGGCAAGGACUCGGAAUCCAUGAUCCUCUAUGGUGGGUCGUCUCACGAGAGGGGCAAAGCUCGCUUAAUAUUCUGCCAGCAUCAAGACCACCACCCUGCCCAGCACUACGACCACCCCCAGCGGACGAGUAAGCAGCUGGUGGUGCAGCAGCCCGAGUAUGUCGGGAUAUCCCCCUCUGGCGGGGGCGUCGUCGUCCCGCCGUCCAGCAGAGAUCAGCUGACAGGUCACGUGGAAACGUACCGACCCAUUACUUAUCCCACACCCGUGGAAACCCCAACAUCAGGUCCACGCUGGGAGUCCAACAAAGGCACAGGACAAUCAACAGGAUCUGCAUCAGCUGUCUCCCUCUCUGGACUUGUCGCCGCCAUAUUGGUGUUGGUCUGCUGGCUGAUCGUGACCUCGUGA
Pomacea canaliculata is the source of this 2453-nucleotide messenger RNA. RefSeq names its product opioid-binding protein/cell adhesion molecule homolog. Gene Ontology annotation, cellular component: neuron projection. The record is from RefSeq and is a predicted model, not a curated record. NCBI's taxonomy places the organism in Eukaryota, Metazoa, Mollusca, Gastropoda, Architaenioglossa, Ampullariidae.